CUCACGCAUGCGCGAAAAAACCCAGCCAAUAUCUCAUCACUGGUCGGAAAUAAUUUUAUAUCAACUACCUCACGUAGUAUUUUAUACAAAAUUAUUUACAUAUAUAUUCAUGUCACUUGUAUUCAAUAUCAUAACAACUGAUUUCUUAUGUUAUGUACUUCGCUUUAUCAUCCAGUAUGUGACAAAUUUUACUAUCCGCGAUAAAAUAAAAGCAAAGUGGUGGCAAGUGGCAGUGAAUGGUGGUAGUAUCAAAAGCUUGUAGCACGUUUUCUGCUCAUUCAAAAUUUAUAAAACAGUAUACUUAUGAUUGCUUUUGAAUAAUUUGCGGACAGUACAAAUAUUAUAUACAAAAAUGACAAAUAACGAGCAAAGAGAUACUUGUUUAAAAUUGUUGCACCAAUUAAAAGCACAAAACAAAGCUUUUUCUAAGUUUGAAGAAUUAGCUGAUACACUACAGGAUUAUGUAUCAUCAAAAGGACUGGAAGAUGAAGAUAUGGAUUUACUAGCAAAUAUUAUUAUAAAUACUGACUUAAGUGCAACUAAAAUGAUAACAUUAAUAAAAUGUUUGAUUCCCAAAUACAAGGUACCUGAAAACACAUUUAAAAUGAUCACCACAUGGCAUUUAUCAUCAGUAAAUCAACUGCCUAUCACUGUAUCCGUUCUUGUUAUACAGUGGAUCAUUGGUUUAUGGGAUUAUCACUUAAUAGAUAAAAAAAUUAUAAAUAUAUAUUAUAAUGUAUUUUUUUAUGUGAUGUUGAAAAAAGAAAAAUUGGAAAAACAAAUAGCACGUUUAAUUUAUGUUUUAACAAAACCAGAAGAUGUAACACGUAGAGAUGUGUGUCGAUUACUAGCUUUAAAUCAGAAAUAUUCUAAACCUAGAACGCAUAUUAGUGUUUUAUUGUCAUUAUUCAAGUCUUACAAACCUGAAUUGGUUCCUGAAAAAAUUAAUUCUGUAAAUAUAGAAAGUGUAUGGAAACCAAUACCAGAAGUUUUACGAUUAAUGCUGCAAAGUGUGAAAAUACGCUUAGAAGUUCAAGAAACACAUGAUGUCAAUGAAUUAAAUGAAAAAUGUUUUAAAUGGAAUACAGUUGAGUUCAAAAAAGGAAAAAAAAAUGUGACACCUUUAAUGCCAUCUGUGGGAUAUUUUCAAAUUGGCUCUAGUAUCUUUAAAGAAAAAGACUCAACUUCCAUUUUUGAUAUCUCUAGCACCGAAGAACUAGGAAAAUCACAUUUGAGUGUAGAAUUACCAUGUAAUGCCAUAUCUCUCUUAACUAAUACAGCUGGAUACCAUCUUCUUACAUUUGCUGAUUUUCAGUAUCAAAGUAGAUUCUCUUAUAAUCUUUAUAACACUCUAGUAAGAGCGUUAAUGCUAGAGAACGAGAAAUUUUCUGUAGAAGAAAUCAAUAAAUUACUCGACAUGACUAUUGAAUUUUCACGAUAUAUGCAGCAAGGUGUACUUGUUGUUAACCGUUUUCUCAACGAGUAUCUUUAUUUCAACACAGGAGAGUAUCAAUCAAAGUUACUGAUGUUAUUACAAUGGAUGACACCAAUAUCUAGUAGCGAUUUACACAGAAAAAUAUUAGUGCAUAUACAAGAAAUGUUUUAUGAAUCAGAAAUUGAUAAAAAAUGUGAAAUUAUUAAAACAUUGAAGAUGUUGAUUACAAACUUGUUUGUUACACAAGGUUUUGAAGAAUGCUAUCAUACAGCACCUGCACCAUUUUUAGGUCAAACUCAAGUAGACAGUUUAGAAGAUAUUAUUCCCACUCUUACGAAAGUUUCAGAAGAUCUUAUUAUAUCCGGUUUAAAUAUUCAUUCAUACAACACUUUAUUACUUGCAGAAUCAUUGUCAUUUUAUGAACAGGUUUGUUCAUUGGAAGAAUGGAAUAAUGAAGUGUCUGUUACAUUAGCACCCUCUGCAGUAAUUUAUGGAGGUUUUAUUACACAACAUUGUGCAAUUUUAUCAAGGACAUGUCGCUUACUAUUAAGGUAUCGUAAUAUGAUAGCAAAUUUACAAAAUAGUAAAUUACGAAACAUAAUUAGAAGAAAAGUUUACACCAUAUUUGUUUAUGCCCAAGAAAUUGUUGAUGUACUAUGGUAUGAUGAGUUGGCGAAGAAAAGAAAUAAUGGAUACUUAUUAUAUAAUGUACCAGACAUAGUGAUAAAAGAUUUAAAUAGUUGUGAUGCAAAUUCUCUUUUAAAUGUUAAUAAUCAUUAUAGUUUCUUACCUUAUAAAUGGAUAUUAAAUAAAUCUGGGCUUAACAUAAAUACAAAAAUGGAUGCUAUAAGAGUAGCUUUACAUUACUAUCCAUCCGUAAAAGAAUUUAUUAGCACAUUUCAAACUUGACGAAUUUAAGUCUAAAAAAAUCAGAUUAUGAACCAGGUUCACAUUACAUUUUUCGGCAAGCAAGCUUCUGGACUUCUCGAACGGGUCUUCUCCUCAAGUGGUGGGGAAAACAUUUUCGUUUAUGUCGAAUCUUUACUGUAUGUAACAUAAUAAAUAUAAAUUGCGUACUUUUGAUAUCUUCCAUAUCUGUACAUUCAUAUCUAUAUAUGUAUAUCCCAUUUGGGCGUUGUUUAUAUACAAAAAAUAUAUAACUAACAAUUUGAA
This is a messenger RNA of Megachile rotundata (alfalfa leafcutting bee), 2608 nucleotides long. RefSeq names its product centromere protein I. Gene Ontology annotation, cellular component: inner kinetochore; kinetochore. The record is from RefSeq and is a predicted model, not a curated record. NCBI's taxonomy places the organism in Eukaryota, Metazoa, Arthropoda, Insecta, Hymenoptera, Megachilidae. Gene Ontology annotation, biological process: CENP-A containing chromatin assembly; mitotic sister chromatid segregation.